Exophiala bonariae is the source of this 996-nucleotide messenger RNA. RefSeq lists its product as uncharacterized. The transcript is spliced from 2 exons. Gene Ontology annotation, molecular function: oxidoreductase activity. The record is from RefSeq and is a predicted model, not a curated record. Lineage: Eukaryota; Fungi; Ascomycota; Eurotiomycetes; Chaetothyriales; Herpotrichiellaceae. The coding region runs from base 1 to 996 and encodes 331 amino acids.
AUGCCACAUCGCCAAAACACCGACGGAGCUGCAACGAGAAAAAGAGUUGCCAUUGCUGGAGCCACAGGACUAGUGGGCUCUGCGAUUUUACAAGAGUUGCUCCGCAAUCCGCAAUAUGUAGUGACAAUAUUAAGGCGACAAGGCUCGAAUAGUCACUAUUUUCAAUCAUCGCAGCCCAACUCCGGCGAGUCUACAUCUGCUGCGUUGUCCGUUGUUGAGGUAGACUUCAGCUCUUUCGAUAGCCUCCGCUCUGCACUUCAGGGCCACGCUGUACUCGUUUCGGCGCUGAGUAAGGUAGCGUUGUCCCAUCAGCCUCGCCUCAUCGACGCGGCCGUCGCGGCGAAUGUCUCGCGCAUCAUCCCCAGCGAGUAUGGUGCAGAUCUGAGGAACCCUCUAGUGCGCCAGUUCCCAACCUACAGCGCCAAGGUGAAGGUUCAGGAGCAGCUGGAGCGCCACCGAAUCGAAUCUGGAACUUCAUAUACGCUCAUCUGCAGUAAUGUCUUGUUGGAGUGGGCGCUGAUGAGUCCGGGCGCUCUCCUACUGGAUCCAGCAAAACGCGUCGCUACCAUAUAUGACAGCGGAAACACCGCGUUUUCCGUUACUACUUUGGCGACCUUGGCAAAAGCUGUGAUUGCUGUAAUAGACCACUAUCAAAAGACGGAAAAUCGAGCGGUCUAUAUUUGCGACAUUGUCACCACUUCCAACGAGAUUUGGCAGAUGGCACGGGAAGCUGCGGCUGCUGUGUUGGAUGACCAGGGCGGAUUGUGGCAAGCUGUCCAAGUUUCGACGACGGCAUCUCGCAUCGCCGCGCAAGCGGCCAUCGACCAUGGCGAAGAGAUCGGGCCGAAGAUCUUCUAUGGCUUCGCAGUGAGCGCUGCCUUCGGGGCGGGCUAUGGUGGUCAUUUUGAAACGACUGACAACGACGACCUGGGCGUCCAGCGCAUGACGAGAGAUGGUCUCAAACGUUUCGUGAGUGCUUGCGUUACUGCAAGAUAG